Molecule: messenger RNA, 1695 nt
Organism: Bactrocera latifrons
Lineage: Eukaryota; Metazoa; Arthropoda; Insecta; Diptera; Tephritidae
Gene: hth
Product: homeobox protein homothorax
Biological process (GO): animal organ morphogenesis; positive regulation of transcription by RNA polymerase II; eye development
Molecular function (GO): DNA-binding transcription activator activity, RNA polymerase II-specific; RNA polymerase II cis-regulatory region sequence-specific DNA binding
Source: RefSeq, a predicted model, not a curated record
AUUUAAAAUAAAAUUAUUAAAACCUAAAUAAUAUUUUACUUGCAACAAAACUCCAAUAUAUGUAUGUACGUUCCGUCGCGUUUUACCGUCGCGUGUGUCGUUCGAGUUAUCUCCAAACCACCCACGAAACAAAAAUAAAUUGCAAACAAAUGUGCCUGUGUUGCAGUAAAAUURCAAAGUAUUCUCAAAAUUAGAAAGAAAAGAAAACAGCAGUGUGAACCAAAAAAAAUUUGCAUGAAACGCUUGCAAAUUGAGUCGAGAGUGUUGUGUGCCGUAGUUUUGCAAUAAAACUUGAAACAAGACAAAAUAACAAAAUACAAUUUUCAUAAACUACAGUUAGCAGCGCCAAUUAGUGGACUUGCGAGUCGGCCACCACAUCAAGAAAAGCCCGCAACAGCAACUGCAACCAAAGGGAAACAACUCGGCAAACGUUGCAUAGCGCGUGCUGCUUGCAAAAGUGGCACAGGUCGGGCUGGACAUCGCUCCUAGAGCAUUAAUGGCUCAACCUAGGUAUGAUGAUGGCCUGCAUGGCUAUGGUAUGGACUCGGGUGCUGCAGCAGCUGCCAUGUACGAUCCACAUGUCGGACAUCGGCCGCCCGGAUUACAAGGCCUCCCCACGCAUCAUUCACCGCACAUGACACACGCUGCUGCGGCGGCGGCAACAGUUGGCAUGCAUGGCUACCACACUGGCGCUGGUGGUCAUGGUACACCUAGUCAUGUAUCACCGGUUGCUAAUCACUUAAUGGGCGCAAUACCCGAAGUACAUAAACGUGAUAAGGAUGCGAUCUAUGAACAUCCACUAUUCCCGCUCUUGGCGCUAAUAUUUGAAAAAUGUGAGCUGGCCACAUGUACGCCCCGAGAACCUGGCGUGCAAGGUGGUGAUGUCUGUUCGUCAGAAUCCUUCAAUGAAGAUAUAGCAAUGUUCAGCAAACAGAUAAGAUCACAGAAACCCUACUACACAGCGGAUCCCGAAGUCGACUCACUGGUGCAUGAAUUAUGCGAUAAUUUCUGUCAUCGAUAUAUCUCAUGUUUAAAGGGUAAAAUGCCAAUAGAUUUAGUGAUUGACGAACGGGACACCACCAAACCACCAGAAGUAGGUUCAGCUAAUGGUGAAGGAAGAAGUAAUGCCGACUCGACAUCGCACACCGAUGGAGCUAGUACACCAGACGUUCGGCCCCCUAGUUCACAAUUGUCMUAUGGUGGCGCCAUGAACGAUGACGCUAGGUCGCCGGGCGCUGGUAGUACACCUGGCCCACUAUCACAACAACCACCUGUCUUAGACACAUCAGACCCUGAUGGUAAGUUCUUAUCAUCACUAAAUCCUUCAGAACUAACAUAUGAUGGUCGAUGGUGUCGAAGAGAAUGGUCAUCACCUGCCGAUGCUAGAAAUGCAGAUCCCUCAAGGCGAUUAUACUCCUCAGUCUUCCUCGGCAGUCCUGACAAUUUCGGCACAAGUGCAAGUGGUGACGCCAGCAAUGCCAGUAUAGGCAGCGGCGAGGGCACAGGCGAAGAGGAUGACGAUGCGAAUGGUAAAAAGAACCAAAAGAAACGUGGCAUUUUCCCAAAAGUAGCAACAAAUAUCUUAAGAGCGUGGCUGUUUCAGCAUUUAACGCAUCCCUACCCCUCCGAGGAUCAGAAAAAACAGUUGGCGCAAGAUACCGGCCUAACGAUACUGCAAGUGAACAAUUGGUAAGU